Messenger RNA from Dermacentor andersoni, 1375 nucleotides. It is a transcript of the gene slx1, whose product is annotated as Nuclease slx1. Lineage: Eukaryota; Metazoa; Arthropoda; Arachnida; Ixodida; Ixodidae. Gene Ontology annotation, molecular function: 5'-flap endonuclease activity; crossover junction DNA endonuclease activity. Gene Ontology annotation, cellular component: Slx1-Slx4 complex. Gene Ontology annotation, biological process: double-strand break repair via homologous recombination. The record is from RefSeq and is a predicted model, not a curated record.
UCGAAUUCAAACGGGAGCGUAGGCAUGCGAUGUUCUGACGAAGUCGCGAAGCUCCUUUUGUAGUGAUUACUGUCGACAAAGAUCAAGGAGCACAGCCUAUCACUUCCAGAAACUUUCACUUUGUCUUCAAAUGUCUAUACUAAGUGCCCCCGCGGCAUGGAGGUCGAGCAGUUUUACGGUUGCUACCUACUCUACUGCACUAAUCCCAAGUACAAGGGGCACACUUACAUCGGAUUCACAGUUGACCCAAACAGGCGGAUUAAGCAGCACAAUAAGGGAUUCAAGGCCGGAGGAGCAUGGCGCACGAGCCGUAAAGGUCCAUGGGACAUGGCACUGAUUGUACAUGGCUUCCCAAAUGAGAUAUCCGCCCUGCGUUUUGAGUGGGCUUGGCAACACCCAGAUCGAUCUCGCCGGCUCAGCCACGUGGGGAAGAAGCUUCGCACGGAAAGCCGUUUCGCAUAUGCUUUCAGGGUCGUCUCUCAUAUGCUCAGAGCUGUCCCAUGGGUUAGACUGCCACUUACAAUUCAAUGGCUCAUUGAAGACUAUCAGCUAGACUUCCAGCCCGACUUGAACCCACCACUCCACAUGGCCAUCGCAUAUGGACCAGUCAAGGCUGUUCGUGCUCCUGCUGUCCACGAAUCUGUUCACUGUGCCCUCUCAAUACCAGCGUGCACGGUGUGUGGUGAGCUGGUUGAGCGAAGGAGAAGCUUGGUCGAGUGCCCGUACCCCGAAUGCGGUGCCGUUUCUCACCUCUGCUGUCUUGCUAAGAUUUUCCUCAAGAACGAGUGCAAUCAGACCAUACCCGUGAGUGGCUAUUGCCCCGGCUGCAACAACUGGUUGCUCUGGGGUGAACUGGUACGUCACAACAGGCGCAACUACAUGAAGUCGAAAGCUGUCCCCCAGACUGUUGGAUAUUGAGUGAAAUGAUAGGCCAAACCAAUGACUCACUCUAUGGAUAAAGCACGACUUACCUCACCGGCACCGAACGUAAUGAGGCGCUCAAUGGCUGCUCUGACUGGCCACUUGAAGUGUGAUUCGGUGCCACGCCAGGCUUCAUCCGUGGCCUGUACUGACAAUUUCGUUCGUGUGAAUGUGCUUUGAGUGUUGUCAUGUUGUGUGUUGUACAUAGAAUUCAGUUGAGACUUUUUAGAGACAUGAUUUUGGCAGACUGUGGAUUGACCGAUGAUUUGGUUGUUUUAGUAUCAUUAUUUUUAUUACGCUACAUACAUAGCUCACAAUUAAGACUAUUUAGAGAAAUUAUGUUUAACAGAUGGUGCAAAUGACUAAUGGUUUCGUUGUGCCAUUGCCAUUCUAUUAUGCAUUUACUUUGGUUGCAUACGUAAUGCAUUUUAGAGAAAUGAUUUUGACUCUGCGG